This is a messenger RNA of Plasmodium vivax (malaria parasite P. vivax), 6693 nucleotides long. RefSeq lists its product as hypothetical. The coding region runs from base 1 to 6693 and encodes 2230 amino acids. The transcript has a single exon. Gene Ontology annotation, biological process: inositol phosphate biosynthetic process; inositol metabolic process. Lineage: Eukaryota; Apicomplexa; Aconoidasida; Haemosporida; Plasmodiidae. Gene Ontology annotation, molecular function: 5-diphosphoinositol pentakisphosphate 1-kinase activity; diphosphoinositol pentakisphosphate kinase activity; inositol hexakisphosphate kinase activity. The record is from RefSeq and is a predicted model, not a curated record.
AUGAAGCUGCGGCGGCAGGGGGGGUCGCUGGACGAGGAGAAGCUGUUCGAAAACGUGAGCAAGGAUGACUCGGGCAUGAUCAAGAAGUUCACGCUGGGCGUGUGCGCCAUGGAGAGCAAAGUGGAGAGCGCACCGAUGGAAUGCAUUUUGAAGAGGCUAGCCAAAAGCGGAGAUUUCAACAUCAUCAAAUUUAAAGGAGACAUGAUCAUUAACCACGAUGUGGACUCCUGGCCGAUAGUGGAUUGCCUCAUAGCGUUUUACUCCACGGGGUUUCCCUUGAAGAAGGCCAUCGACUAUGUAAAGAAAUACAAGCCCAUAACGUUAAACAACCUGAGUAGGCAGCUAAUUUUAAGAUCGAGGCUACAAAUCUAUGAGGAGUUAAAAAAAUGGAAAGUGCCUCAUGCGAAUUAUGUAGUGGUGGAUCACGACGCUGUGAGGAGAGGAGAGCAUAUAUUUGAAGAAUAUUACGACUAUAUCGUUUAUAAUAACAUUAGGCUGAAUAAGCCUUUUAUAGAAAAGCCCAUUAAUGCAGAUAAUCACAAUAAUUGGAUUUACUACCCGAAGAACACUGGGGGGGGAUGUAAAAAGCUCUUUAGGAAGGUGAAAGACAGAAGCAGUGAGUACUGCCCGGAUGUCCACAAAGUGAGGAACAACGGAGUGUAUAUUUAUGAAGAAUUCCUUUCAACCUUUGGCACAGAUGUAAAAGUGUAUACCGUUGGUCAGAUGUUUGCUCAUGCAGAAGCUAGGAAGUCUCCCGCACUUGAUGGGAAAGUCUGUAGAACAUCUGAUGGGAAGGAAGUUAGGUACGCCGUUAUCCUCUCCGAAGCAGAGAAAAUUAUUGCCUAUCGAAUUGUGGAGGCCUUUCAACAAACCGUUUGCGGAUUUGACAUUUUGAGGACCACCAUGGGACCAUUCGUCUGUGAUGUCAACGGAUGGUCUUUCGUAAAAGGAAAUAUAAAAUAUUACAAUGAUUGUGCCCAUAUUUUGAGGGCCAUGUUUCUGGCCAAAUUAGAAGAAAAAUAUAAUAUCAUUCCGAGGGACCUGGCGGAUAAUUGGUAUAACAUAGAAAAUGAAGAAGAGGUGUUGAGGAAAACCUUUAGACAGCCGGAUGACCUCCAUUGCUCUCAUCAUGAAGAGCUGUGCUCCGUCAUCAUUGUGAUGAGGCAUGGUGAUAGGAAGCCGAAACAGAAAAUGAAGUUCCUCACCGAUCGUCCCCUCCUUUUGGACUACUUUAAUUGCGAGGAGAAUCUAUACAGCGUGAUUGAGAAUAAGCUGGCCGCGGAUGAGCAUCAGAAGGCUAGCCACGCCGAUCUGAACAGCAGCAAUAACAACCUCUCCGUUAGCUGCGUGCCCUCCGACCGGGUGGACUCCUCCAUGUUUCAGUACGACGCCGCGGCCAGCAAGGCCCCCUCCACGCUCAGCAAAAUCUCCUUCAUUUCGCAGAAGAGCGGCGAGCUGCUCACCGCGGUGGUCGCGGCGAGCGCGGCGAACGCGGCAAACGCUGCUAAUACGGCAAACGCUGCUAAUACGGCUAAUACGGCUAAUACGGCUAAUACCGCUAAUACCGCUAGUACGGCGAGUGGUGUGGCCCCCGAGGAGGAGGAGCGCCGAGACAGCCUCUACAAGGAGUACACGAAGAAGGAAAUAAAGUUCAAGUCGCCGGAGGAGCUGCAGGACCUCUUCCUGCGGAACAACAUCAUCCUGGGCGACAUCGAGAAGGAGUACAAGGCGCUCAAGGCGGAGGCGGAGGUGCGCAGGGCCGUCAGAAGCGAGGCGGUGGGGAGUGAGGCGGUGGGAAGCGAGGCGAUGAGAAGUGAUGCGGUUGGAGGAAGUAAUGGGGAGGCUUCCCUUAAGCGUGAAGAGGACCCUCCCAAAGGUGAGGCGACUCCCCCGAAGGGUGACGUGGCUACUUCUACGCGCGACGUGGCUACUUCCGCACGUGACGUGGCCGCUGCUCGCCCGCACGCCGCUUUGCCCCAGGAGGAGCUGGAGGCCAGGCUGAGCGAGUACGAAGUCACGAUCGAGAACCACAAGACGCUGCAGAAGGUGCUGGAGCGCGGAGACGGGUUCACGGGCAUCAACAGGAAGAUACAGCUGAAGCCAGUGGAGUUCGUGGUGCUGAACGACAAAAUUGUGGUGACGAAAAUCAUGACGGUGGCCAAGUGGGGAGGAGAGCUAACCAGAAUGGGAAGGAGGCAGUCCGAAAAUCUGGGAAAACGAUUUAGAGCCACUCUCUACCCAGGCGAUUCAGAUGGCUUGCUACGAUUGCACUCAACGUUUAGGCAUGACUUUAAAAUAUUUACAUCCGACGAAGGCAGGUGCCAGAUAACGUCUGCCGCUUUCACAAAGGGGUUCUUAGACCUUGAUGGAGAGCUCACCCCCAUCCUAGUCGCCAUGGUGAUUAGGAAUUCCAAAGCGCACAGUCUCCUGGAUGACAACAGACCUAGUCUAAAUAGAACCCAAUGCAAGCAGUACAUAGACAGCGUGCUGAACGAAGAUAAAGAUAUUGAUGAGGACCUGUUGAAGAAGCUCACCUCAGGGAAGCAUGCCAGGGGGUUACGAGAAUCACUCAGAAAAAUCUCAAACUUCUUCCAGCUGAUGGAGAAGAUUAGAAAAACCAUUUAUGACUUCUUGAAGGGACUAAACCAGGAGGUGCAAAAGUGGCUGAACCUGUUCCCCUACGAUGAGUAUGCCCUCUACGUGAUUGACAUUUUGCACGAAAUACAAGUCAGGUGGAAGUCACUCACCAAAAUGUGGUAUAAGAAAAAUAAGAACAAUUAUGACACCUCUAAAAUCCCAGACAUUGUAGAUAACAUACGGUUCGAUCUAAUUCAUCAUCACUCCUAUUUGGGAUGUGGAUUAGAUAAGGCCUUCGAGAUUUACAAUCAAAUAGAACCGCUAGCCAAUUUUAUUUCCCAAGCAGAGUAUGGAAUCACUCCAGAGGAGAAAGUUAAAAUUGGGGUUAACAUCGUUGGCAAGCUUCUGCGCAAACUCAUUCAUGAUGUUACCUUCUACAGAGAUGAGGAGGUACGCACGAAGAGAAACAACAAGGGAUGCUUUGAUUUAAAAAAUGCCCUCAACAUUUCCUACAUCAAUUCGUUUAACAUAUCUAAGGGGGACAAGGCCGGGUUGCCAGCAAGUGAAAAGAACCCACAACAACAGGUUCUGGAAAGUGCCAAGGUAGAUGCACAGCACGCCAAUUGGCUAGACAAGGAGAUACAAAAGGACACGCCCAAAAUGUUCAGCAUGUGCAAGUAUGACUCUAGGCAAAUCUUCAUUGACAACCGUCCGCAGAAGGGGGGGGAGCAGCUCGUCGCGGCGGUAGCGGCCACCGCGGCAACAGAGGCGUACUCCUAUGGGGCCAACUCGGCUACCACCGAUACCGCCGCUUCCGCUCCUACCGCUGCUACCGUGGCCACCGCGUCCUACUCCAGUGGUGCCUACUCCAGCGGGGCCCUCUCAGUCGCGCCGCUCUCCUGCGCCACCUCCUCCAGUGGGAAGCCCCCUCUGAGCGAGCCCCAGGUGAAGAAGUCCAUUUACAGCGAACUCAACCGGAAGGGUGGAAAAGUGGGAAGGGAUGCCCAGGUGGGGAAGAGCCCCCCUGGUGCAGUGCCUACAGUAGGUGCAGUGCCCACAAUAGGUGCAGUGCCCACAACAGGUGCAGUGCCCACAACAGGUGCAGUGCCCACAACAGGUGCGGGUGGCCCCGCUUGCCUGAAUGGCCUCCACCGCCCCGAACGCACCAAGGGGGAGAAGCCAGAGGAAGGCGACAUUCUUCAGAAAGACGAGUUCGAGGGGGGCAUCCGGACGCCGGACAGGAGCCCCACGAAGGGUGCGCCUGGGGCGGCGGGCGAUCCUCAUGGUGGUUCGACCCACAGCGGGGGCCUCCCCGUUGGUAUUACGGUUAACAGCACCGUAGCAGGCGCGCUUAGCAGCACCGUAGCAGGCACGCUUAGCAGCACCGCAGUAGGCGCGCUUAGCAGCACCGUCGCAGGGAUGGGCGUCAACCCGAAGGAGAAGAACCCCUUCAAAGCGGCGGGGGGAGGAGUCACCUACAACGUGAAUGCGAAGGACCUGUACGCGCCAAAGCUGAUCAACAAGAAGGAGGCGCUGGUGAUCAACUCGUCGGACCUGUGGGCCCACCAGAAUAAGUACCGAAAGGAAAAUAAUGAGAAGCAAAAAAUGAAAAAGAUAAAAAACACCAAGGAGAGCGAACUGAACUUGAAGAGGGAGGACAACGUCGAGGUGGCUGGUGAGUACAGGGGAGUAGACAAAAAGGGGAGCAGCUGGAUGAGGGGUGCAGGAGGGAUUAGCGGAAGUGGCAGCGACACGCCUGUGAGGGAGUUACGUGGGAAGGUCACCGGUCGGUUGGAUGGGCAGAAGAGCGAAGAGGAAAGGGGAAGGAAUGGCUCAACGAAGAGCGGCGCAUCGAAGAGUGGCAUUGCUGGGAAUGACCCAUCGCAGAGCCCCCAUGAACGCCCACAGCAGGGGGGCAAAGACGGAGUGACGAACGAACAGGGCAGUAACAACGCAACGCAGGGGAAGGCAGAGGAGAAAACCAACCAGGAGCACCAAAUGGAGGAGACAGAUCGGCAGGGGGAUAACGACAGGGAGGAAGAUCAAGAGAAGGGGGAAAAGGAGAAGGAAGAAGACGAUGACGAAGGGGAGGAUGACGAGGGAGAGGAAGAACACGACCAUGACGAUGAUGAAGAUAUAAUUAGACUUAAAGAAACAGAUGCAAGGAGGUUAGGAAUCAGGUCUCCUUGGAGGAUGGUUCGGUCCAGGUACUACGUCACGUCAGCCUCGCACAUGAUUUCUCUCUUGAGCAUUCUUAUUCAUGCGAAGAAUAUAGACUGCUCGAAUAGCCAAAAUAUAAUUGAUAAUGAUUCCAUUAAAAGUGUGGGAGACGUUACAGACCUGCAUUACCUUUCACAUCUAGUUUUUAGAGUCUGGGAGAGAAAACAGCUAAAGCGAAAUGACAGCAAUAGGUUUAGAAUCGAAAUUCUGUUCAGCUCUGGAGCGAAAGACGGGUUCGGACAGAACUAUGAGCUGCUCGAGAAAGACGCCAAGGCGCAGCAGCAGAAGUACGAGAGGCACUUUAGCAAGUACGUGGAUGACAGCAAGAGAGGCGGGGGCGCGCCGGGGGAGGUGAACCCCUCCAGUCAGGUAAGCCGCGCGAACUCGGCCGUCAGCAAGGGGGAGAAGAAGCCCUCCGGGGAAACGACCCCCGGGAAAGCGCCACGUGGGGAAGCGGCGUCCGGGGAAGGGCCCCCCCUGGAGAAGCCCCCCCCAGCGAGCAAUGACCACUGCGCCUCCGCGUCGGACAAGGUGGAGUCGAACAACUCCCUCUCGCAGGCAGCACCCCAGGGGCAGGAAGACAAAGCGAAGGUGAGCGCGGGCAACGCAUUCCGGUUCGCCCACAGCGUGGAGGGGAGGGCGGCCAGUUUGGGCGAAUGUGUGCCGAGUGUGCAGUGUGACGUAGCGAACACGGAAGGGAGAGGCGAGGGUGGCGUCGACAGUGAGAAGGGAAAUGUGAGUAGGAACGACUGCGAGGGGGGCAGCCUGGGAAGAAGCGACUCUGCGCUUAGGAAGGACGCUUCGCUCAGGAGGGAUGCUUCUCUCAGAAGGGACGCUUCGCUCAGGAGGGAUGCUUCUCUCAGAAGGGAUGCUUCUCUCAGAAGGGACGCUUCGCUCAGGAGGGACGCUUCGCUUAGGAGGGACCCCUUACGCAGGAGUGGACUGCGGAGCCAGUUCUCAGCCAGCUCAGCUAGCCUGUUCCGAAGAGGAGAGGAAGAAGAAGAGGCAAAGUUCCACCAAGCGGUCUACAAAAGAGACCUGUCCUUCGAGUUUGGAGGGGUGCACGAGAAGCUAAGUUCAGUCAACAACAACACGACGAGGACGGGGAGCUACAUGGUGAGAUCCAUCAGCUCCAAUUUGAGGAAAAAAAAAUACAAACAGAAAGAUGGCCUAAAUGUAGAGUACGAAAAGAAAAAAAAGGAAGACAUUACAAAGGAAAAUCUGUUAACCUAUGAACAUGAGUGUAGCAUUGACAUGGGCACACAAGAAGGCAGUCACAAAAUCCGCCGGAGCUUUUCCUGCCUCAGUGAUAGGUCCUUCUAUAUAAAUACCAAACAGAUCGACCUAGAGGGGGAAGCUAAUGCCAGUAAAAAUUUUAACGGAAGAAGAAACAGCUUGCUCGAAAAUGAAGUGGGCAGGAAUACCUUCCAACACGGCCUUCAGCACAGCCUGCAACACAGCCUUCAACACAAAAUGGAGCGCCCAUUUCAGCACAAAAUCGAGCGACCUUUCCAAAACAAAAUCGAGCGACCGUUCCAAAACAAAAUUGAGCACCCCUUCGAGAAGAACAGCGAGCAUGAUCUGAAGGACAGCAAAAAGGCGAAUGUUUUUUCCCACGUCUUUCAGCAUUUUAACGAGAGUAAAAAAAACUCCACUUCAAAUUUGAAGUUCUUUUACAAAACGUAUAUGCCUGAUUAUGAGAAGAUCAUCGAGAAUGACAAGAAGGCGGAGACCUUCGACGUCCCUCCCUACUGCGAGUUGGCUCCCCUCAUUGUGCUGACGAAGAAUUGCCAGCUGUCCACCUUCGAGAAUAUCCUCACGCAGAUUCUGAACAAGUACUCCAAGGGCGGGAAGGGGAAGGACAAGGGGCAGAAGGCGGGGCCCAAGCAGGCUUGA